CAUCACCAAUUCUUACUUUACCCAUUCAAAACAGACCAAAAUUUCUUCAUCUUUCACUAUAUCUUCGUCUAUUUCUCUCUACUGUGAAUGCGCACUCUACUCUUUUCUCCUUUCUCUCCCCUAAACUGAAGAAUCUGCGAGAUUUUGCUACUGGGAAUUGGACAAAUCAAUACACAGAGCUCACGCAUAGCAAAAGAGAGAAAAAGAUCGUUUUUUUCGGCAGAGUUCUUCAAAAGCUGAGCCCCCUUUGCCAUAUUUAUGGGGUUUGAGGGUUUACAGCUUCUGGGUUUUGUGCACCGCCUAUAAUGCGGCGAGUUUCGAGGCUUUUGCAGGGGUCGGAGCCGAUCAGGAGAGCGGCGGAGAAUUGAUUCAAUUGAGGUUGUUCAUGUGAGAAUUCGUCGUUUAAUGGAGUUGAGGGUUCGAUGUAGCCGAUGCGCUGGAGAGGUUUCUUCACUCCCGAGAUUUGAACUGAAUCUUGCUGGCAUUUGCCUCAAGAUAUUAUUGGUGUUGCUUCUGUUGGAAGCUGCUUUUGUAACAACCGAAGGAUUCCAAUCUCAAAGGAGAGUACUUGAUAAAGACAAAGAUAACAUACUAUCACAUUCGUGCAUUCACGAUCAAAUUAUCGAGCAAAGGAAGAGACCUGGACGCAAGGUUUAUUCCGUGUCUGCUCAGCUCUAUGUUGAGCCUGAUCAUUCCAAGUCCCUAAAGAGAAAGGGACGUGGACUGCUUGGUGUUUCUGAAUUGCCAGUGUGGCAUACCGAAGCUAAGCAACCCAUUAGAAUUUACUUAAAUUAUGAUGCUGUAGGGCAUUCUUCAGAUAGGGACUGCCGGAAUGUGGGGGACAUUGUAAAGUUGGGGGAACCAGCUGGAGCCUCUUACUCUGGUGGACCAUCUUGUAACCCUCAAGCGGAUCCUCCUAUUUAUGGGGACUGUUGGUAUAAUUGUACACUAGAUGACAUAGCUGAGGAGGACAAGAAACUUCGUCUUCGCAAGGCUCUUGGGCAAACAGCAGAUUGGUUCAAAAGAGCGCUCUCUGUUGAGCCUGUGAGGGGGAACUUGCGGUUGAGUGGAUACUCUGCUUGCGGUCAAGACGGAGGUGUGCAACUUCCUAGAGAAUAUGUCGAAGAAGGUGUAGCCAAUGCAGAUUUAGUUCUCUUGGUUACUACAAGACCAACAACUGGAAACACACUUGCUUGGGCUGUUGCAUGUGAACGAGAUCAGUGGGGUCGUGCUAUUGCUGGGCAUGUGAAUGUUGCACCUCGGCACUUGACUGCGGAAGCGGAGUCAUUACUUUCAGCUACACUAAUCCAUGAGGUUAUGCAUGUUCUUGGAUUCGAUCCCCAUGCCUUUGCUCACUUUCGAGAUGAGAGGAAAAGAAGGCGUAUCCAGGUAACAGAACAAGUCAUGGAUGAAAAAUUAGGACGGAUGGUAACAAGAGUGGUGCUUCCUCGAGUUAUAAUGCACUCUCGCUAUCACUACGGGGCUUUCUCUGAGAAUUUUACCGGUUUGGAGCUUGAAGAUGGUGGUGGGCGCGGUACAUCAGGAUCUCAUUGGGAGAAAAGACUUCUAAUGAAUGAGAUUAUGACGGGCUCAGUUGAUACAAGAUCGGUUGUUUCUAAGAUGACACUCGCUUUACUUGAGGACAGUGGAUGGUACCAGGCUAAUUACAGCAUGGAAGAACAUCUUGACUGGGGCCACAACCAGGGAACUGAGUUUGUUACUUUGCCCUGCAAUCAGUGGAAGGGUGCCUAUCUCUGCAACUCGACACAGUUUUCUGGAUGUACAUACAAUAGGGAGGCAGAAGGCUAUUGUCCUAUUGUAAACUACAGCCGUGAUCUUCCGCAGUGGGCUCGCUACUUUUCACAAGCUAAUAAAGGCGGUCAGUCAUCAUUGGCUGAUUAUUGCACGUAUUUUGUAGCAUAUUCUGACGGUUCAUGUACGGAUAUUAACAGUGCUAGGGCACCUGACAGUAUGUUGGGUGAAGUGCGGGGAAGUAAUUCAAGAUGCAUGGCCUCAAAUUUAGUACGUACUGGGUUCGUUAGAGCGUCGACUAGCCAGGGAAAUGGUUGUUAUCAGCACAGAUGUUUAAACAACUCAUUGGAGGUUGCGGUGGAUGGACUUUGGAAAGUAUGUCCUCAAGCUGGUGGACCCAUAAAAUUUUCUGGCUUUAAUGGUGAGCUGAUCUGCCCUGCAUAUCACGAACUCUGCAAUGUAAAUCCAGCCCCUGUAUCUGGUCAAUGUCCUAAUUCCUGUCGUUUUAAUGGUGAUUGCAUUGACGGAAGAUGUCAGUGCUUUUUGGGGUUUGAGGGUCAUGAUUGUAGCCAGCGAUCUUGCCCUAACAAUUGUGGGGGUCGAGGCAAGUGCCUUAGGGAAGGUGUUUGCAAUUGUCAACCCGGGUACACUGGAAUUGACUGCUCUACAGCCACUUGUGACGAACAAUGCAGUCUUCAUGGUGGGGUCUGUGACAACAGUGUCUGUGAGUUUCGUUGCUCUGACUACGCUGGUUACACAUGCCAGAACAGUUCCACGCUCCUCCCAAGUCUUUCAGUGUGCAAAUCUGUCCUUGAGAACGAUAUGUCGGGGCAGCAUUGUGCACCUAGUGAGCUAAGCAUCCUACAACAGCUAGAAGAAGUUGUCGUGAUGCCCAACUACCAUCGUCUUUUCCCUGGUGGCCCACGUAAGUUUCUAAAUUAUAUCAGAGGCAGAGAUUGCGAUGGAGCUGCCAAACGAUUAGCUUGCUGGAUAUCUAUUCAAAAGUGCGAACGGAAUGAGGACAACCGGCUACGAGUAUGCCACUCUGCAUGCCAAUCGUACAACUUAGCGUGCGGGGCAUCACUGGAUUGCUCGGACCAGACCCUAUUUAGCAACGAAGAAGAGGGGGAAGGUUUAUGCACGGGGUGGGGUGAACUGAGUUCGUGGUUAUGAUUAUAUUAAUCCCGCGAGGUAGGAUUUCCCGUAAGGGAGUAUGUAAAUUGUAGGAAGCUUUAGAGCUAUCCUUUUUUUUUCUACAAUAUCGCCAUAUAUGGAUAGGCUGUGUAGGAAGAAAAAAGAGCAGGCACAUAUUAAGGUGCUUUAGUUUAGAGUUUCAUUUUUCCCACCCCAAAAAAUUGUUUAAAAAAUGAUUGGGAGGGAUUGAUAUCAAGUUUUGGCUUUCGAAGAAGGAAGUCCAGAUGUAAAAAGUGAGUAGAAAAUUGGAGAAUGAGAUAGCAAAUGUUGCUUGGCUGAAGGCUUUUGUGAAAUCUAAGUUUCAAUUAUUGGUCC
This is a messenger RNA of Salvia hispanica, 3261 nucleotides long. RefSeq lists its product as uncharacterized. Gene Ontology annotation, cellular component: cytoplasm; membrane. Gene Ontology annotation, biological process: proteolysis; cell adhesion. Gene Ontology annotation, molecular function: metalloendopeptidase activity. Lineage: Eukaryota; Viridiplantae; Streptophyta; Magnoliopsida; Lamiales; Lamiaceae. The record is from RefSeq and is a predicted model, not a curated record.